AUGCUGUUUGGCAUAGAUCAUCUGUCCAAAUAUCCAUUUAAUUGGAAUAUACUCUCUAUACUCUUUCAUAAACCUUUUCAAUUGAUCUCAUAUAUGCUUUAUACAAUAUGGAAACUAUUCUACCUUAUAAUUGUUGUACCAAUGACUACCAUGGCACGCUGUUUCCUCCAAUUGGUAACGUUACCAAUCAAUAUCCCGUUAUAUAUAAUUUCUAAUAACACAAUACAAUCAAUCAUAGACAAGACUUUAAAAGGCGUCAAUGGAGACCUAAUUAUUAUUCUAUUUCAAUACAGCUUAGUGUUAUUUAUGUCGGGCAUAUUAUUAGGUUCAAUAAUGGGCUCUAUUCUAGGUUUCAUACAUAUUCAUACUUACCUGAAAGAUCAUAUUUUUGAGUUCCGAUUUAGAACCAGUAUUAAAUGGUUAUUAAAGAAAUGCUACGAUCAUUUGGCAAGUUCAUCGUCGUUUUUAAUAUCAUCCAUUGAGAAAUUGAUUAGGAAAUAUUAUUAUUCAACAACAGAUGGCAAUAUCGGUAAUGAUACUAACAUAAAUAUUCCUAUGACUACCAAAUAUAACACUACAAAUUUUGAUACUGCUACAAAAGUUAUUGAAAAAUUCAAUGAAAAAGUGGAAUCAAAAGAAUUGAACAAUAAGUAUUCCUCUGUAUCCUCUAUUCCAUUAGAAUGGCUAACAAAUUUUGAUUUUGUUGAUCCUAAAACUAAAAAUAUGAAUAGACAAAAUAAACAGAAUGACAACAUUGACACUUAUGAUUCCACUACGGUUAAAUGUAAACCUACUACACCAUCAAUAGCAAACAAGGUUAAGACAAGGAGUGAUACGGUCUACCAAACACCACCAGGGUCACCUGUGUCGUCAACAAAUUCUAUUGAUUCAAUAGAUAUUUCUAUAGAAUUAUUGGAUUCAUCUACUCUUCCAAUUAAGACAUCUACUUUAAAAAAAAGAAAGAGCAGGGGUAAAAGGUAA
Messenger RNA from Arxiozyma heterogenica, 981 nucleotides. It is a transcript of the gene LDB16, whose product is annotated as Ldb16p. Bases 1 to 981 code for a protein of 326 amino acids. Lineage: Eukaryota; Fungi; Ascomycota; Saccharomycetes; Saccharomycetales; Saccharomycetaceae. The transcript has a single exon. The record is from RefSeq and is a predicted model, not a curated record.